CAGGAAGCAGGAAGUGAGAGCGAAGAAAAGUGUGUAGAAUAAUGACACCUCAGUUGCUUCGCUCCUCGCUGAACUGCUUGGUGCCAUUUUUGAGUCCGUUUUCUGCUUCUUGUAAUAAAGUUUUUGCACAAGCCGCAGUUGUACCAUAUUUGCAUUAUUUCAGAAAAAUGAUGCACUAUGAAACGGAGCAGAGAGGACGUCCAAAUUCCCCCGACUAUCGCCUUUAUUUUAAAACCUCUGAUGGGAAAUACAUUUCACCAUUCCAUGACAUUCCAUUGAUAGCAGAGUCAGACCUGAAAGAUGACGUACCAGCUAAAAAACCCAAGAAUGAAAAUGAGGUUCUUUAUAACAUGGUGGUGGAGGUGCCUCGGUGGUCAAAUGCAAAAAUGGAGAUUGCAACAAAGGAACCACUGAAUCCUAUCAAACAAGAUGUGAAGAAAGGGAAGCUCCGAUAUGUUGCCAACAUAUUUCCACAUAAAGGUUACAUCUGGAACUAUGGAGCACUCCCACAGACCUGGGAGGACCCAAACCAUGAAGACAAAGAGACAAGCUGCUGUGGUGAUAAUGACCCUCUUGAUGUUUGUGACAUCGGCACGCAGGUGUGCUCUCCGGGUCAAGUUAUCCAAGUCAAAGUUCUGGGCAUCUUGGCAAUGAUUGAUGAGGGAGAAAUGGACUGGAAGGUCAUCGCUAUCAAUGCAAAAGACCCAGAUGCUGCAAACUUGAACUGUUUAGAGGACGUUCGAAAGAGCCGACCAGGUCAUUUAGAGGCAACCGUUGACUGGUUCAGAAAAUAUAAGGUGCCUGAUGGAAAACCUGAGAAUCAGUUUGGGUUUGGUGGAGAAUUCAAAGACAAGGACUUUGCUGUCGAGAUCAUUAAAUCCACCCACGAGCACUGGAAGGCACUUGUACAGAAGCAAAAACACUCUGGAGGGAUAGAGUGCAAGAACCUGUCCUGCUGUGGCAGCCCUUUCAAAUGCGAUGAUGAUGAGGCCAGAGGAGUUGUCCAGUCGGCUCCUGUGUUUGGUACUGCACAGCCUGUGUCUUCAGAAGUUGACAAGUGGCAUUUUGUGUGAAGCUGUUUUCCUGUCAAAACAUCUUGACGUCAGAUGAAAUGCUCCAUUAGUGCUGGAUGUAGGUGGAUUUUUUUUUAUAAACAGUGUACAAUGUAUGAAGUGCCAUCUACAUUUAAUGUAAUAAAAAAAUUUGAUACACUGGGUCAGCCAGUACGUAUGUCCAGUGUUACAAGUGAAAGGUGUUUUGGGUCACAUGUCAAACUUUAAUACAAAUCUAUUGGUUUAUAAUUCAGAGAAAAAAUAUUCUUUUGUUUAUUCAUUAGGAUGUAUAUACACAUUACUGAAUCAUUGGUGCCAACAUCUCUGUUGAACCUUGUGGCACUGACACUAAGGCUGUAAUCUGACUCCACACGUGAACAAUUUGUGUCCAACAUCUUUCAACUGUUUGUUUAAAUAAAACAUUUUGAACGUG
Molecule: messenger RNA, 1485 nt
Organism: Austrofundulus limnaeus
Lineage: Eukaryota; Metazoa; Chordata; Actinopteri; Cyprinodontiformes; Rivulidae
Gene: ppa2
Product: inorganic pyrophosphatase 2
Exons: 12
Coding region: 42-1073 (343 amino acids)
Biological process (GO): phosphate-containing compound metabolic process
Cellular component (GO): cytoplasm
Molecular function (GO): magnesium ion binding; inorganic diphosphate phosphatase activity
Source: RefSeq, a predicted model, not a curated record